This is a messenger RNA of Hevea brasiliensis (rubber tree), 641 nucleotides long. RefSeq lists its product as uncharacterized. The transcript has a single exon. Bases 1 to 426 code for a protein of 141 amino acids. Lineage: Eukaryota; Viridiplantae; Streptophyta; Magnoliopsida; Malpighiales; Euphorbiaceae. The record is from RefSeq and is a predicted model, not a curated record.
AUGGAGCAACCGCCAAUCCCAAAUGCUAGCCCUCAAGCCCCACCCAAGGAUUCCAAGAAGAAGCCACCAACCCCUCAAGAACUCAUUUCCCACUACCAAUCUCAAGGCCUAGACUUUCAAGAAGCGUCUGUCAAGGUCGUUGAAGAUCUCCAGAAUGUGCUCUUUAGGGUUAUCUCCUCUAAAAAUAAGAACAGGAAGGACAAGCUCAUGGCUGAUGCAUCAAGAAAGGUUGAUUUGGUCAACAACAGAGUUGCUGUUCUUGAUAUGAAGUUGGAUUCGAAGCCUGGGUAUGUUGAGACGUUCGCUAUUGGGGUUGCUUCUGGGGCUGCUUUUAGAGGGAUUGAAAGUGUCUGGCCUCAUGUUCUUGGGGGUAUUGCCCAGAUUUGGAAUGCUGUUACUUGUGCAACUAAACCUCCUCCUCCUUGAUUGAACGAGGGAAAUGGAAUUUGGUGCUUUUGAAUUGUUGAAUUUUGGGUGGUUAUAUGUUGUUCAAUGGUAAUCUUGGGGGUUUGAUUGGAGUUAUUAUAGUAGUUUGUGAUAUUCAUAAAGAAUGGUCUGCCUAGAAUGAAAAUUUUUAGCUUUUAAGCAGUGUACACAAUCUUUUCUUUCUUGGGAAUAAUCAAAUUGAAUGUUUGCUAAAA